UAUAGGUUCGAGAAAUUAUCUGUCAUCCUCUUCGUCCAGCUUUAGUGUAAAUAGACGAAAAAUAACAGUCAAAUCGUCUGUCACAUAUAGUUUUUUUAUCAAAGUACAUAGAUUUUUUGGGGCCUGCGUUAGCGUAAGGUAUGGUCGACGAUUUGGAGAGUCGUGAAGCUCGUUCCAGCAAUGAGCUGUGGUCGGAAAUCUGCCCUGGGCUGGCCAGCCAGCAGCCCCAAGGGCAAGAGGCUGAAGAAUUCACGGAUUCCUUUCAGCCACCAUUAGAAGAGACAGGGCUGGGAAGUGGGCAGUACAGUGUCCCUCUAAAUCCCCCCCUAAACCCCUGGGCGCCGAUGGCCGACUCAGACGUGUACAUUGCCAGUUUAGAAAACCGGUUAAGGAGAAUCAAGGGCCAGUCUCAGGAAGUGACAUCACGGGAGAUGCUUCGCACCCUAUCACAGGCGAAAAAGGAAUGCUGGGAUAGAUUUCUUCAUGAUUCACCAGCAUCUGAUCCCUUUCAAGAUGGGAGUGACUUUGAUCAGAGUGCUCUGGAACACCUUAAGCGGUGGCUGCAGCCGGAGAAGGUGGCUGUCAGUGCCGAGGAGCUGGAGUACCUCCUCGUGCCCAAGAGGGGGCAGCAGACGACGACAGAGGGGUCGCUGCCCGGUGCAGACCCUGCAGCACAGGACGGGGAGGAGGAGAGCCAGACACUGGAGAAAUAGAGCUUAUGGACCCAACAUACGAUCAGCAAAAAGCAUCAGCUUAGUAGAGCUCCCUGUGACCUCACAGCCCUCUUUGGGAGCUUUCUGUUUGGUUUUGCAGGUCAUGAAAGUUGCAGUUUAACAUUUCGUACAUUCAUUUUCUAGUUGCUAUAAAUUGAAUAUAUCAUUCAUAGGACUGAUAGAUCUCCAUAUAUCCAAGUCGCUUUAAUGUAACCUAACCCCAACAACACAAUACAAAUUUAGCUAAAGGACUUUGUUUCAAGGUGUUCUUUCAGAAAUCUUGUAGCCAUGGCAACACUGUCCUAUAACUUGAUUGGAUAUUCCAACUAUUGAGCUUAAUUUACUGUAUCUUUAGUUGCAUUGUAGGGGUAGCAGGUGACCUACUAAAAAUACUGGGGGGAAUUCCAACUUUACAACUGUGGUCUUGUUUUUCAGUUUAUAACCGUUCAGAUCUGGUGUGAGUGAUGGACAGUCUAUAAAAGAAGCAAAAUCGAUACAUUUGUAGCAAUAAAAAUGAUUUUCGACAGUAUUUGUACUUGGAGACAGUGCUAUUUAUAAUUAAGAAGUGGAAUGAAUUCCAUGUUAAUUCAGUGUGGAAUGUCACACACGUAAGAAAAUCACAUUUGAGAAAAUGUGGAUAACACUGUGGUUUCUUCCUGGAUUUUGUUUGAAUGAGUGUUUGUCAACCCAGUCCUCGGGGACCCCGAGAAAGUCCAGGGUUUUACUCCCAGACAGCUCAAAAAUGUGGACUGUCUGGCAGGGAGCUGGGAGGGAGUAAAAAUGGUGGGCAUUCUGGGGGUUUGCCAAGAAGCGGGUUGAGAAACACUGGUUUACACUCAUCGUGCUGAGAGACAUGGUGGCGGAAUGAGUAGCAUUAUUGCCUCGUUCCUCUGGGGGCAGGGGCUUGAGUUCCGCACCGGUCCAUGUCUGGAGCUUACAUCGUCUCUGAGUCGUGCGGAUUUCCUCAGAGUUCUGUUUUUCCUCUGUGGUCCAAAACGAAGUGGGUAGAUGAAAUGUCUGAAUUGCUCAUUGUCUGCAUGUUUAUCCCGUGAUUGGCUGGCGUGCCUGUAUUUGUAAUACUUUGCCAGUAAUAGUAUUGAAUGAGCUUUAGAUUUUGUUUUCAAUAAACUCCAUUCCAUUGUUCCGCAUACGUUAUGGUAUCGGGUGGCACAGUCGCUCUUAAUGUCACUGUUGUCUCGCACCUUCAGUGUUGGGGGGUCGAGUUUGCCGUGUGAGUGGAUGCUCUGAGUACUUUGUAACCCCUGUGAGUAUGCGUAUCUGCUUUCUAGUGGACGGACAUCCCGUCCGGGGUGUACCUCUCCCCUGUGCUGCCUGAGGUGGGCCUGCAGGCUCCCCUGUGACUGUCGAGGAUAAGAAUUGGAAGAGCGAUAUAUGGAUUAUGAUACAGCUGUUUUAAAAUAACACUGGAGAUACACCCGUGAAGGUUGUGUUGAGUUGAUGUUAAGUUUUGAAAAGAUAUAAAGGCAUUUUGGCUUGUUAUAUUGCCACUGUAUCUUAUUACACACUAUUUUUGUAUCAGAUAUGACCAAGGGGGUGUGAUUCUGUUUACAAAUGUCUGACAUAUAUGGACUUAUUUUCCUUAAAAAUGUCUAAACUAAUUUUAACCUUUUUUAAAAAAAAGUUUGUCUAUUUUUAAUAGUUAUGCAAGCUUCAAUUAAUAUUUUUAAUUGAAUCUUGUCUAACCCUCAUACAUAUGAAAUCUAGCAGGCUUCUUGGUCACAUACUUUGCCUGUUCUCUGUUGCAAGCUGGUUGUUUAUCUCUAAAAUACUAAAUGCAUUUUUUUUUCAGCAACUGCUAUUAGGCUGAAAUACCACCAGAUGGCACUACGAUUAACACCUUAAUUGAUUUGACUCCGCAAUGUAAAAUCCUUAAGUAAUUCUAUGGAUUAUAGGUUAUAGACGUUUUGGCUACGAGUUUUACUGUUAUCCAUUUACUGGUGUAUUCUAUUUAUAAAGUUCUACUCGUGAUAAUACCAGAAUAAAGACACAUGGAUAAGUGGACUGUCUAAAUUA
Molecule: messenger RNA, 2747 nt
Organism: Brienomyrus brachyistius
Lineage: Eukaryota; Metazoa; Chordata; Actinopteri; Osteoglossiformes; Mormyridae
Gene: ccdc32
Product: coiled-coil domain containing 32
Exons: 4
Coding region: 141-713 (190 amino acids)
Biological process (GO): cilium organization
Source: RefSeq, a predicted model, not a curated record